Molecule: messenger RNA, 1676 nt
Organism: Gordionus sp. m RMFG-2023
Lineage: Eukaryota; Metazoa; Nematomorpha; Gordioida; Chordodea; Parachordodidae
Product: epimerase family protein SDR39U1-like
Exons: 8
Coding region: 238-1470 (410 amino acids)
Source: RefSeq, a predicted model, not a curated record
CACAGAACCGCAUAGAAAAAUUUCAUUCACCCAUUUAUGUUCAACAGGCUAAAUUAUCUAUUUAGAAUCCUUGCACAACAAGAAGAUAUAAUAGAGAAGCUAUCAAGGUCAUAUCUCAUAAGACGCGCUGCUCAACUAUCGGUUUAUGCUCUUUUAAGAUGUAAGGAGAUUGGUCAAGAAAAUAUUAAAGCGAUAACUAAAUCAUUUGAAUCAAGGAAUACCCCAAAGAAGUUUUAGAUGGACAAAAAACUUGUAAUUAUAGCAGGAGGUACUGGAUUUAUAGGCUCACAUUUAAAUCAGGCCUUACAUAAUAAUGGAUUUAAAACAAAAUUAAUUAGCAGAUAUAAUAACAAAGGAAAUGUUAAAAAUAUAACAUGGGAAGAGAUCAAAUCAGGAGACCUCCCUAAGUGUCAUGCAAUUAUUGGUCUUCAAGGGCAAAAUAUUAUGGAUUUUACCAAGCGAUGGUCAGAAUCUUUUCAGAAUAAAUUAUGGGAAAGUAGAGUCAAUACAACUAGGCUCCUAAAGAAUGCCAUCAACAAAAGUAAAUGCACCAAAUUAUUUGUUUCUUCUUCAGCACUUAGUUUUUAUCCACCACAUCCUUCCAAAAUUUACGAUGAAACUUUUAUCCCAGAUAUAUUUGAUCAGAAUUUUAAACAAUUCCCUAAAGGAGAAGAAGUUCUUUUUUUAACAAAGCUUUGCCAAGAAUGGGAAAGGGCAGCUAUUGAUGAUCCUUCUCAAAUUAAAAUUCCUCACAAUGACUUAAGAACAAUCAUAAUCCGCACAGGUCUUGUUUUGGGAAAGGACGGGUUUAUGAUGAAAAAAAUGUUGCCGGCCUUCAAAUUUUAUCUGGGUAACAAAGCUAUCGGUUCUGGCGAGCAAUGGAUGUCCUGGAUACAUAUAAGCGAUAUAGUGGGUAUAAUGCUGAAAUGCGUUAUAGAUAUGCACCCCGAUAACAACCUAAACAUUAUCCGAAAAAAAUCGGAUACAGAUUUGAAAGUAGGAUAUUCAUCCGCUAGUGACGCUGCUUUCGCUAAACCUUCAGAUUCGAAUUCCUCAGAAUACAUUUUGAAAUCCAAACCGAAAAACAAAUCAAAUUUAAGAAGUACCGAAUUAUACGAGAAAAACGAAACUUCUACUGUCAAUUUUGAAGAAAGAAAACCCAACACUCAUCUCGAUCAUGCUACCUCGAAUACAAUUGACACCAACUUGCUAAUAUUCAAUGGAACAUCGCCUAACCCUUCCAAAAAUAGGGAUUUUCAUGCAACCUUAGCCAAUGUAUUACACAAGCCAUUAUGGUUUCCUCCGAUACCCGAAUCGAUUUUAUCGUUGAUGUUAGGUCCAGUUAUGGCUCAACUUCUGACUAAAGGGCAAAAAGUUAUACCGAGAAAUACGAUCGAUAUUUUGAAAUACCAGUUUAAAUAUCCCAAACUUCGGCAGGCUUUCGAGGAAAUGUGCCAUAGCGAAAAAUGAAUUGAAAUAAGAGAAAGCAAUUAUAUAAGUUCUUAAAAAAAUAUAUUCAAAAUUGUGAAAAAAAAUACUAAGAUGAUAUAUUGACUUUUACUCUUCAUAAUUAUGUGUUUCCUAAGUUUUAUUAUAAAUUCGCAUCGCGUGACUAUUUUUAGUGUAUUUAAAUAGGCUUGCUAUAGGAGAGUUAUAAUUAUUUCUUUUCACAAUAU